Messenger RNA from Lodderomyces jiufengensis, 795 nucleotides. RefSeq names its product putative tyrosine protein phosphatase (gene OCA1). Lineage: Eukaryota; Fungi; Ascomycota; Pichiomycetes; Serinales; Debaryomycetaceae. The record is from RefSeq and is a predicted model, not a curated record. Gene Ontology annotation, biological process: protein dephosphorylation. The transcript has a single exon. Gene Ontology annotation, molecular function: phosphatase activity. The coding region runs from base 1 to 795 and encodes 264 amino acids.
AUGGAAGCUGAUCCUAUACCUGUUAAGUCAGAUGGUCAAUUGAAUCUAAGUACACAAGUUGAAAAUUCUCAACAAUCAAAUUCACAACCACAAUCACAACUACAACCACAACAAGAAGAACAACCAGACCGCUCGUCCUCGCUAUCAUUACAGCAAAAGCAACAGAUUCAAUUACAACAAGAAAAUAGAUCACAAUAUGUAUCAGAACAAAAUAUAAAUUUACGUAAAAUAUCACAUCCACCAACAAUUAGAAUAAUACCACCAUUAAAUUUUUGUCCUGUUGAAAAACAAUUAUAUAGAUCAGGUCAACCAUCAAUUAUAAAUCAAUCAUUUUUAAAUCAAUUAAACCUAAAGACAAUAAUAUGGUUAGCUUCAGAAGAACCCAAUGAUGAAUUUUUAGAUUAUUGUAUUGAUAAACAAAUAAACAUUGAAUAUGUUGGUAUGUUAAAUGAAUAUGAGUUCGAUCAAUCAAAUAACCAAUCAGUGGUACCAAACAUUAAUCCAUGGGAUUCAUUAAAUGAACCAACUAUAAAAAAAGCUCUUGAAAUAAUAUUAAAUAAAUCAAAUUAUCCAAUGUUAGUAUGUUGUGGAAUGGGUAGACAUCGUACAGGUACCAUAGUGGGAUGUUUAAGAAGAUUACAAGGUUGGAAUUUAGCUAGUGUAAGUGAGGAAUAUAGAAGAUUUACUGGUUCAAGAGGUGGUAGAAUCUUGGUUGAAUUAUUAAUUGAAGGAUUUGAUAUACUGUCUGUAAACAUUGAUCCAAAUUUAGCUCCAGAUUGGUUAAAAACUAAAUAA